Messenger RNA from Triticum turgidum subsp. durum (durum wheat), 507 nucleotides. The record is from the annotation of a GenBank genome assembly. NCBI's taxonomy places the organism in Eukaryota, Viridiplantae, Streptophyta, Magnoliopsida, Poales, Poaceae.
AUGGGGUUCGUCUCCUUCGUCGGGAGGGUGCUCUUCGCCUCCGUCUUCCUCCUCUCCGCCUACCAAGAGUUCAGUGAGUUUGGAACCGAUGGAGGACCAGCAGCAAAGUCUCUCAAGCCCAAGUUCAACCUGUUUGUCAAGCAGGUGUCCGCCGGCAUUGGGAUGGCGGUGCCACACAUCGAUAUCAAGUCUGUCAUUGCCUUCACCAUGUUUCUUAAAGCCUUUGGUGGUCUCCUUUUCAUCAUCAGCAGCUCGUUCGGAGCGCUCGUCCUGCUUGUUUACCUGGCAUUCAUAACCCCUGUCGUGUACGACUUCUACAACUACGACAUGGAGUCCCAGCAAUUUGCCAAGCUCUUCACCAUGUUUUCCUCAGAACCUGGCCCUAUUCGGCGCGCUGCUCUUCUUCCUGGGGAUGAAGAACUCCAUCCCAAGGAGGCACUCCAAGAGAAGGGCCGCAAAGGCCAAGACAACCUGAAGCCAGCCAACCAAGCCAAGGGAUCGUGGUAG